Molecule: messenger RNA, 2662 nt
Organism: Cooperia oncophora
Lineage: Eukaryota; Metazoa; Nematoda; Chromadorea; Rhabditida; Trichostrongylidae
Source: the annotation of a GenBank genome assembly
CAGGAUCAACCACCUCUUGCUGGCAGACGAGCUGCGUCAAAAGACGUUAAUUGAUGCUCUAGGAUAUUCCAAGGAAGAUGCCAUAGUCCCGGAUAAUUACGAAUGGACGCCGCUUUCCUAUCCCGCUACAUAUGAGGAGAAACAAUCACUCAUUGUUACGAAAAUCCAACAACUCAGGGAACAAAAUCGUGCGACUGAAAUCGCUGCAGGAAAGCUCACCAAAGAUCAAAUCGAGGCGGAGAAUACCUUUGAAGUUGGAGUAUGGGAACCGGUGGUUGUUGAGCUGACUAACGACGAGAAUAUGCCACCAACUUCGUUUACAGGUGGCGAUUCACUUGACACUGUCGGUCUAAUGUCUUCGUCCGUUCGAACAGGGGGAGAUCUCUCAGACGACGAUGAUGCUGAUGCGGUGAUGAUGUUUGAUUUCUCUAAAUAUCUCGCUGAAAAAGCUGGUGCUGCGAAGUCUGAUUUUGCUGCUCCACGUCCGGAUAUCCAACCGAUUGGUUGGGGUGGCUUCGAUGAUAGUGUGCCGGAUACGCCGUUUCAAAUUCUCGGCAGUGCCUCCAAUCAAAUAGACAUGACAAGUCUCAUGGCUGAUCUUCAAAGCAAAAUUCUGCCCGAUUUUCAUAACACAUGGACGCCAGCAGAAGAAAAGACAGGAGUUCUUGUUGACGUUGAAAAUAUACCUGCACCUCCGAAAAAAUCGAACGGCUCUGCUAUACAGAACAUUGGCAACACUGUACUUGAGCCCACGAAAUUGUAUCUGGAUAAAAUGGAAAUGUUGGAAGAUCGUGAGCGUGGCCAGAAGGAGGAAAUUGUCGAUUUGAUGCAGUUUGAUGAAGGAGAUGAUAUAGAUUGUAGUACCGCGGUCGAGUGCUGCUCAGACGAUGAAUACGCCCAACUAGAAGAUGGUGAUCGCCAAAAAAAUGAGCGUGAUCAUUCCGUGGUGAUCAAUCGUAAGCUAUCCGAGUUAAGGGUGAAAUCAUCGCUCCAGAGCUACCCAGCUGGCAAAAUCGUUUCCUGCCGGUUUGCUUCGGCGUCUCUGUCCUCCACCUGUAUGGUAUCGAAUGGCACGAAUGGCAUAGCCUCGUUAGACUAUCAUUCCGAAUCACUUCUUACCGAGAAUCCUUACGGUGUUUCUCCUCGUCUGCUGCUGACUGCGUAUCAAUCUGGAACGACUGGAGACAAUAGGAGAUUCGUUUAUGAAGUACUCGGUAACAGACUACCUUUACCAUUCGCACCCAGAUCAAUCAAUCACGAGGGCAAGCUGUCUUUUGCUCGAAGUAAAGAGGUUUCUAAUUGCAAUCUAUAUCGACUUGGUAAACGGCUUGGCAUACCAUCUCUAAUUGUCGCGUCUAAGUUCGAUGUUUAUGACUCUUGGCUUCCUCCAUGUUACAUGCCGAACAAUGACUUCAAGGCGCCAAAUUCUGAAGAUGCAGAAGAACGCGAUAAGUUCAUCGAAGAUGUACUUGAAGGCAACGAGACUGCUCAGAAAUUGCCCAAACCUGUGACUGGAUGGGAUCAGGCAGACAUGAACAAUGAUGUACGGCAACUGGAAAAUGGCGUGGAAACGAUUAAUUUCGCUAAGCCAUCUGCCAAUACUGCGGCCCUAGACGAGUUACCACCGUUGCCAUACAAUAUGUUAACGCAACAGUACAUAAGUGACAAGUCUAUAGCCGACGCAGUUGAGGCUUUGAUCGGUGCUCAUUUGUUGACGCUGGGACCUCAUCCUACGCUAAAGGUCAUGAAAUGGCUCGGUCUAAAAGUGCUGACGGAUGAUGUCGUGGCUGUUGAUCCGUUGUUAAAAUUUGUUAACACACCUGAUUGUCCAAAUAUGGCUGAGCGGUUGUUGCAAGACAUGUGGCAGCAGUUUAAUUUUAGUCUGCUAGAAGAGAGAAUAGGGUAUCGGUUUAACAACAAGGCCUAUUUGCUGCAAGCUUUCACUCAUGCUAGUUAUUUUAAGAAUAGAAUUACGGGUUGCUACCAGCGCUUGGAAUUCCUCGGUGAUGCUGUGCUUGAUUAUAUGAUCACGCGAUACCUUUUCGAAGAUGAACGACAGUAUAGCCCUGGAGUGUUGACCGAUUUACGCUCAGCUCUCGUGAAUAAUACGAUUUUUGCUAGUCUUGCUGUCAAGUACGAUUUCCAUAAGCAUUUCAUUGCCAUGUGUCCGGGUCUACAUCAUAUGAUCGAGAAGUUUGUUAAACUUUGUAGUGAACGGAACUUCUUUGAUGCCAACUUCAAUUCUGAGAUGUAUAUGGUGACAACCGAAGAAGAAAUUGACGAAGGUCAAGAGGAGGACAUUGAAGUGCCGAAGGCGAUGAGCGAUAUUUUUGAGAGUGUUGCCGGAGCAGUGUACCUUGAUGCGAAUCGUGAUUUGGAUAUUGUGUGGCGCGUGUUUUUCAAUUUGAUGAGACAAACGAUAGAAGAAUGUUGCGCGUAUCCGCCACGAUCGCCUAUUCGUGAGCUCAUGGAACUCGAGCCAGGAAAAACUCGCUUCAGCAAAAUGGAAAGAAUCAUUGAGAGCGGAAAGGUGCGAGUGACGGUUGAUAUUGGAAAUAAGAUAAAAUUCACAGGAAUGGGUCGAAAUUACCGUAUAGCGAAAACGACAGCAGCAAAGAGGGCACUCAAGUUCGUUGACGUUUUGUUACUUUCUUUUUUUUAA